This is a messenger RNA of Thecamonas trahens ATCC 50062, 852 nucleotides long. RefSeq lists its product as uncharacterized. NCBI's taxonomy places the organism in Eukaryota, Apusomonadida, Apusomonadidae. The record is from RefSeq and is a predicted model, not a curated record. Gene Ontology annotation, cellular component: cytoplasm. Gene Ontology annotation, biological process: protein prenylation. The coding region runs from base 1 to 852 and encodes 283 amino acids. The transcript is spliced from 2 exons. Gene Ontology annotation, molecular function: protein prenyltransferase activity.
AUGGCCACCACCGAUGCAGUGUACACCGCCUUUACCCACGCACUGACCACGUUGCAGCCACAGAGCUUCGCCUUUGCCCACACCUCACCUCUACCCGCGGGUGAGCUCGCCUCGCUCUCCGCUGACCAGCUCUUUGCCAUCGAUUCGAGCACGGCUACCCUCACGCUGCCGUUCUGGACCAUUCCUCUGCUGGCUGAGGGCGCUGCGAGCCGAUUGCGGGUCGAUGAUGACCAUGAUGCUGUUCUCGCAUCGAUGGUGGCUGUUGUGAUCAAUGCAGACAACGCAACAGCGUGGAACGUCCGGAGGAGGCUGAUCUCGGCGGGCGUGCUCAAGAGAGACGUCGAGGUUACGGACGUGCUGGACAUGGUCUUCCGCAAGCAUCCCAAGUCCUCAGAAGCGUGGGCCUAUCGAUGGUGGCUGGUGAAGGAGCUGCUUGAGGACGAUGAUGCUCGGGUGGCAGAGCUCGGCGCCUGCCUCACUUACGCCGAUCUCUACCCGCGCAACUACUACUGCUGGUCGCACGCGAGGCGGGUCUGCCGCGGCCUGGCAGUGCGUGCUAGCGCGAUGGCGAUGGUCGCUGGCUACGUUGCUGAUGGGCGGUUCCAUGACACGUCGGCCCUGCAUCUGCUCGAUGAGCUGCUGGCCGACGAUGCUGACACGGCAACGCUGGCGGCAGCACUGGAUCGCGCAUGGCUCUGGCUCGACGACGCACCUCGCCAUGAAUCGCUUUGGAUGCACGUGCGGUUUUUGGCGAGUGCAGCAGCAAGGCUUGGUGCGGUUGAUGUGGUGGCAGACGCCGUCGCCGGAGUGGCGGCGCGGGCUGAGGCCCGAGGCGCAGCUUGCGCGGGAUGA